This is a messenger RNA of Dunckerocampus dactyliophorus (ringed pipefish), 4103 nucleotides long. It is a transcript of the gene plekhg3, whose product is annotated as pleckstrin homology domain-containing family G member 3. Lineage: Eukaryota; Metazoa; Chordata; Actinopteri; Syngnathiformes; Syngnathidae. Gene Ontology annotation, molecular function: guanyl-nucleotide exchange factor activity. The transcript is spliced from 18 exons. The record is from RefSeq and is a predicted model, not a curated record. Bases 345 to 3821 code for a protein of 1158 amino acids.
CCCAAAUGAAAAACACCUUUAAAGUCUGCUGUCACUCAACUUUAAUUUGAAAAUGUACUAUCUUCUCAAAAGUUGAACGUGAACGAUGUCAGCUUGUCGGACAUUGAAAGUGACGUUGGGGUGGCAGCUGUCGGACUCACAUUCUGUUUGGUUCCGAUUCGGCCCACAUCUUCUCCUCGACGGAGCAUCCAAGUGGUUUUACUUGUUUUGUACUAGUUUUCUUCUGUAACUUUUUGGGCGUUUUGACAAAGUGACAUUUAAUGUUGUGAGGCGUGUCUGCUGACGUCACGGAGAGCGAAUUCUUGCUCAAGACAAACUGGUUUAGCACCUGACUCAGGUAGGUAAUGCCAGAAAGAAGUGGUGUGUCCUUUUCUGACCCUGACACGCGUGAAGCCCCACCCAUUGGCAGUAAUGACCGCGCUUCGUCAUCCUGCGACUCCUGGUCUGGACAUCGCCCCGCCAGCCUGAUCUCUACGCUGUCCUCGGGGUCCGCAUCUUCCCGCGACGAGGGGACGCCUCCAGGAUCUUACGCCAACUGCAGCCUGGAUCCGCGCCCUGACGAGGAAGGAGCAGGUUACGCGCAGCCGUUGACGCGCCCAAAAUGUGAGCAGGAGGCGCGGGGCCUUGGCCUUCCUCGCCGGGACAAACUCUCCUCGCCUCACGUGACCAGAAGCAUGGCGCCCAAUGUCCAGACCACCUACUUGGACCGCGUUGUCAUGGAGAUCAUCGAGACGGAGAGAACGUACGUGAGAGACCUUCGCAUGAUUGUGGAGGACUACCUGGCCCACAUCAUCGACCAGGUGGACCUGGCCAUCCGUCCAGAGCAGGUGUGUUUCCUCUUCGGGAACAUCGAGGACAUUUACGAGUUCAACAGCGAGCUGCUCCAGGAUCUGGACCUGUGCGAACAUGACGCCGUGGCGGUGGCCAGAUGCUUCGUGAUGAAGAGCCAGUACUUCGACAUUUACACUCAGUACUGCACCAACUACCCAAAUUCUGUGCUGGCGCUGACCGAGUGCAUGCAGGACUCGUCUCUGGCCGUCUUCUUCCGGGACCGCCAGGACGCCUUGAAGCGCUCGCUGCCUUUGGGUUCAUACCUGCUCAAACCCGUCCAGAGAAUUCUCAAGUACCACCUGUUGCUUCAGGAGAUCGCGAAGCACUUUGACCCUGAGGAGGAGGGAUACGAGGUCGUGGAGGAAGCCAUCAUCACCAUGACGGGCGUGGCCUGGUACAUCAAUGACAUGAAGCGCAAACACGAGCACGCUGUCAGACUGCAGGAGGUUCAGUCGCUGCUGUUGAACUGGAAAGGUCCGGACCUGACCACGUAUGGAGAGCUGGUUCUGGAGGGAACCUUCAAGGUUCACCGUGCCAAAAACGAGAGAACGCUCUUCCUGUUGGAGCGCGUGUUGCUCAUCACCAAGCGGCGUGGAGAACACUUUGUCUACAAGACACACAUCUCUUGUUCCACGUUGAUGCUGAUUGAGAGCACCAAAGACAGUCUGAGCUUCAGCGUGACGCACUACAAGCAACCCAAGCAGCCCCACACAGUCCAGGCCAAGUCAGUGGAGGAGAAGGAGAUGUGGGCCCAUCACAUCAAACGCAUCAUUCUAGAAAACCACCACGCUCUCAUCCCACAGAAGGCCAAAGACGCCAUCUUGAGUUCCAGAUACCCUCACAAGUAUCGCUCCAGUCCUGACACCUUCAAGAAAGUCGUGUCCCGUCUGACGGAUGAGUUUCCACGGCGACGGUCAGCAGAGUUGAACAAAGGAAGUGAAAAGAGCUCCAAAGGAGAAGUGGGCGUGGUCUCAAAGGAGGAACGCGUGUCCAAGCAAAAAAGUGGGCUUGUCGAGGAGGCAGGAAGUGAUGCAGCUGCUGAGCAGAUGUCCACAGAUGAGCUGCUACCAGAGGAAAAGUUGGAUUCUUUACGUCCUUCCGAUUCCAACAGUUUGUCAGACGAGCUGAAAGUUCCUGGGUGCACGGAGGAACCACCUUCUGCCGCCGCAGAGUUACAAUGUAAGCCGUCAAGUAGCGGCGAGUCGUCUGAAGACGAAGACGGCGACCAAGGCAGCAGCAUCCUUCCCUCGUCCGUCCUGGACAAAGCGGGCGUCAUUGCUCAGCACUUCAGCAGCAUCAAGCGAGGUGUUCUGGUCCAAGACGACAUCGGCUCACUCGGGCCUUCUUCGCGGGUGCCCAUGGCGGUCGAGCACAUUGGACCACCUUCGCAGCUCAACAGCAUCGACUCGGAUCUGAGUGACGUCUCGGCCUCCACCGAUUUGACGCUGUUGUCUCCUCGAGGGGAUGCAGGACAAGGUGUCCCGCAGAGGCGAGACUCUGUCCUCUCCAGCCAGGACCAGCUUCUCAUUGGCAAGAUCAGGACUUACUACGAUAACGCUGGGAACCGGGAUGCCAGCUUCCGCCUCCAGCGUAGGGAGAGUCUAACGUACAUCCCAGCAGGCCUGGUGAAGACCUCCAUCAGCCGCCUCAACAGCUCACAGACGAGCUCCUCACCACCCGCUGUAGACCAACCGCCACUGACACCAAAUUCACCGUCAGGCCUUCCAGGUCUUGUGUUCUCCAGUGACUGUUUGGACACUCAGAGUCAAGAAGAUCCUAAAGGUUCUGGGUCGACCACAAGAGGAUUCUUCAGGUCUGGAUCUCAGAGCAUAGAAAAGUUCAGACCUUCCUCUGAAAUGGUCCAAGUCUGGCAGGUGAUGGAGCAGCAUCUCGCUGAGACGUCGUCCCUUUCUGAAGUCAAAAACCGAAGAUUUCAGGAGGACGGUGGAGCGUCAGUCCUCGGCGCCAUCACAGAAGAGUCCUCCAAUCCUUCAUCCCUCAAGCACAAAACCAACGACCCGACCCAGACAGGAAGUCCGACCAAUCCUCCCAUCGCCGUCAGAGCUCAGCUUCUUCAGCUCACGGCAGAAACAGCAGAUGAGGACGACAAAGCGGAGAACAAGGUCCGCCAUCUUGCUCGUCAGUACAGCCAGCGGAUCAAAACGGUCCAACCUCUCGUCCGACAGCGAAGUUACGGAAGCCUGAUGAAAGGAAACAAGUUGACCUGCGUCGUGGAGGAAAGCUCAGGUCGACCCAAUUUGAGUCUUGGAACUGUUCCUCCUACAAGCCCUGUAGAUCAGGUCCGGUCCGUGAGUCCUGACCCAGCUGGCGCCUCUCCGGGUCGGACUUGCUCCCGCAGUCCUGUCAGUGUUCCUCAGCGCACCGAAGGCUUCAACUGGCCCGACGUGCGAGAACUGCGGUCCAAGUACUCUGACCAGAGUGGCUCCACCUUAGAGCAGAAGUUUGACGUUGGCCCUCGGGAGCGUUUCUGCUCCUCCUCCGGUGAUGUCAGUGAUGCGCCGUCCCAGCAGUUGUACAACAGCCGGACCACUGGCCGCCACGAGACCUACAAACGACUCCACAGAACAAAUUCUCUGGACCCUCGGCUUGCAGCACCGCACGUGAGUGAGAUGUCGGAGCUCCGAAGCCAGCAGGACGCCAACGACAGCGAUGACCACGUCUCAGUCCAGGUGCCGCUAUUUGUCACGGGGAAGCUUUCACCAGAAGAACCAUCGCCGCCUGCAAGUGCCAGCAAAGACGAAGACGACCUUUACGUUCAGAUACGCUCGCCAACCAGCCGGGAGAAGAUCUCCAUCAUGGCCGUCAUAGACCGUUGCCGGGCUUACCGGGAAUCUGACGAGUACAAAGAAAGGAGCGAGUCGCUGAAGUCCACUUCGUGCUCCGGCGACGACUGCCAACGAGCGAGCACCGCCUCGGGACAGAACUCGGUGAAAAGUCUCAGAGAAAAGUUCCAGAACCUCAACUCCUAAAAUCCUCUUUGUUGCCGACAUGUCAUGUGACGCGUGAAGGGUCACGUGAUCAUCUGGAAGCGUCUCCAUAACGACAGCAACAAUUCACAAAGAAAAGAUCAUUUUAUUUUCAUAUGCAAAUGAGAUGCAAAUUUUGAUAACUCUUUCCUACUUUUACUUUGCUGUAACAUUCAUCCACUGUAUAAAUACACAUGUAUAUUACACUACAUAUUUGUACCAUACACUAUGUAUUUAUACUGAACUGCACAAAAUAUUUAUACUAAACAUGAUAUAUUUAUACUA